This is a messenger RNA of Caenorhabditis bovis, 1242 nucleotides long. Lineage: Eukaryota; Metazoa; Nematoda; Chromadorea; Rhabditida; Rhabditidae. The record is from the annotation of a GenBank genome assembly.
AUGCCUAAAGUUCAGGAUUGUUGCAAUCCAAAAUCAGGCGUUUGCGUUGGCGAUCGAAUUAUAUCGAUUGGCGGCGAAUCGCUUGAUGGUGAAGAUCGCCUUCGAGCCGUUGAGCUCGUGAAACGGUGCGGCGAGAAAGUGCGAAUGACGAUUGCCCGUCUCGACGGCAUUAUUCGACACGAGCGGAAUGUUUCGAACGAGCUUCUCACGGUGGCGGCGGCGGCGCGAAAAAAAUCGUCGAGCUCAUCGGCCGGCAAAGACUCGCUGAACGCGCCGAAGGCGACCGGCGCGUCGAGAACACCGCCGGCACCGCGGCGCGCGGCGAAUCGCCGCCAACGCGCUGUCAGUGAUUUUGGCGCGAUUGGCGAUGGACUUCCGACGUUGGAUGGCGACAAUCUGAUCAAUAUCAAAGCGAUUUCGGGACUUCAAAUCGAUGAAUCGGACGAUGAGAAGGGCGAAUACCGCCUGCCGACGACAUCGAUGUACGCGUUCGACCGCGACGACGAUUUGCAGCAAUCGACGAAAGAGUCGACGAAGGCGAUGAAGGCGACGGAGACGACGACGCUGAGAAGCGGAGAGAUUCGCAAGUAUCGAUAUGCUCGACGAUCGAAUUUGGAGAUGACGGAAGAGGUCGAAGAGGACGCCGCCGAAUCGUCGGACGAUGACGGGCACAUUGAUGAGACGAAGCGAGUCAUUGAUGUCGAGCUGGAGCGGAAUCAGAACGGCUCGCUGGGAGUUCAGAUUGCCUCGUUGGGUGGCCGCGUGUGCAUUAAGCAGCUCACCUCGGAGCCGGCUCUUUCCCAUCCGGACAUUCGUGUUGGCGAUCUUCUUCUCUACGUCAAUGGUGUCGCCGUGGAAGGGAAAACUCAUCAGGAAGUGGUGGCGAUGCUCAGAGGUGGUGGCGAUCGGGUGGUUCUUGGCGUUCAGCGGCCACCGCCGGCCUAUGAGAGCAAUAAGGUGACUGCGACGAGCAAUCGGAUCAGUGUGAUACUGCAGAAGAAGCCGAUGGGAACGUUGGGAUUGUCAUUGGCGAAGCGGACCAUGAGCGACGGGAUCUUUAUUAGAAAUAUCGCCAAAGAUUCAGCGGCGGAGCACGAAGGUACUCUUCGCGUUGGGGACCGUCUAGUUUCCCUAGACGGCGAACCCGUCGACGGAUUAACCCCGACGGUGAUUCUGGACAAGCUCAAAGCUGUUCAGGGUCCCGUCCAGAUAACUGUGACGCGUGAAACCGGCGCAAAUUAA